AGGGACAUCAGUCAGUACUUGCUUAUGUGAGCGAAAGCGGGCGAGGAGGGUUGCAUAGGUUUCUGGAGUUUGGUCUUUACGAGUAUAAGUGAAUAAAAUGGAUAAAGACAACCUCACCGUGGUCCUGCACUCUAAAGGAGAUCUAAGAUUGGAGCAGCGUCCCAUUCCGGAACCAGGGCCAAAUGAGGUGUUACUUCAGAUGCACUCUGUGGGCAUCUGUGGAUCAGACGUGCACUAUUGGCAGAACGGCCGCAUUGGGGACUUUGUGGUGAAGCAGCCCAUGGUUUUGGGACACGAAGCCUCAGGUCGUGUGGUCAAAGUGGGCUCUGCUGUGACGCAUCUCAAAGCAGGAGACAGAGUUGCCGUUGAGCCUGGAGUUCCUCGUGAAGUAGAUGAGUUCUUUAAAUCUGGACACUACAAUCUGUCUCCCAGCAUUUUCUUCUGUGCCACUCCUCCAGAUGAUGGAAACCUCUGCAGAUACUACAAACACAAUGCAAACUUCUGCUACAAGCUUCCUGAUAAUGUGACCUAUGAGGAGGGAGCCCUGAUCGAACCCUUGUCAGUGGGCAUUCAUGCUUGCAGGAGGGCAGGAGUCACUCUUGGAAGCUCAGUGUUUGUCUGUGGUGCAGGACCAAUUGGGUUGGUGUCUUUGUUGGCGGCCAAAGCCAUGGGUGCUUCACAAGUAAUAAUAAGCGAUUUGUCUUCUGAUCGGCUCACCAAGGCUAAAGAGAUGGGGGCAGACUUCGUGCUUCCUGUGAAGAAAGAGGAUGAACCAAAGGAGAUGGCCAAAAAAGUGGAGGGAAUGCUUGGUUCCAUGCCUCAAAUCAGCAUAGAAUGCACUGGAGUGCAGAGCAGCAUUCAAACAGCCAUCUAUGCCACCCGUUCUGGAGGAGUGGUGGUGCUAGUUGGGCUUGGUGCUGAGAUGACCACCAUACCUCUUCUCAAUGCAGCUGUCAGAGAAGUUGACAUCAGAGGUGUAUUCCGCUACUGUAACACCUGGCCGGUGGCCAUUUCUAUGUUGGCAUCUAAGAAGGUGAAUGUCAAGCCCAUGGUCACUCACCGUUUCUCACUGGAGCAGGCUGUGGAGGCCUUUGAAACCACCCGCCAGGGACUAGGGGUUAAAGUCAUGAUAAAAUGUGACAAGAAGGAUCACAACCCAUGAGAUCAACUCUUAGAUCCACACCUGAUUAUUGCCUAGCUACAGUGACUUGAAUAAAUUUAUUUGAUCCAGUUAAUUUAGCGAGUAACCUCCGGUACAAAAGUCAUAGGAAUUAAGAUGAUACUUCUUCACAGUGGAUCCAAUUAUUUAUAAUUCCAGAUGCAUUAUAAUUUAAUGAAUAUGUAUCAUUUUACAUUAGUAAAGUGUUUUUAAACCAAACUUUUAUUAUAUAAUCAUGAGGAGUAUUAAAAUGUAAUUUUAUGCAA
This is a messenger RNA of Carassius carassius (crucian carp), 1425 nucleotides long. RefSeq names its product sorbitol dehydrogenase (gene sord). The coding region runs from base 98 to 1162 and encodes 354 amino acids. The record is from RefSeq and is a predicted model, not a curated record. NCBI's taxonomy places the organism in Eukaryota, Metazoa, Chordata, Actinopteri, Cypriniformes, Cyprinidae. Gene Ontology annotation, molecular function: zinc ion binding; L-iditol 2-dehydrogenase (NAD+) activity. The transcript has 9 exons. Gene Ontology annotation, biological process: D-sorbitol catabolic process.